Molecule: messenger RNA, 1646 nt
Organism: Dermatophagoides pteronyssinus (European house dust mite)
Lineage: Eukaryota; Metazoa; Arthropoda; Arachnida; Sarcoptiformes; Pyroglyphidae
Product: succinate--CoA ligase [GDP-forming] subunit beta, mitochondrial pseudogene
Source: RefSeq, a predicted model, not a curated record
GAUAAAUUGUUUGUUUGUUUGUUUUUUGAUGAUAAUACACCACACAUUCAAUACAUUCGAAUUGAGUUUUUGUGAGUUUGUUGUACCCAUAUUGUUAAUUUUCUUCUUAAUUUUUUGGUUUUUUGAAAUAAGAAAAAUAUAUCGAAAAUUUGAACACAAUGUUGUUACGUAAAGCAUUAAAUGGUGGGGUUUUGUUACCAUCAUUUAUACGUGAUGUUUUGACACCAACAACAUCUGCUGUGGCCUAUAAUUGUCUAUCCAAACGUUAUAUUAAUCUACAAGAAUAUCAAAGUAAACAAUUAAUGGAAAAAAAUGGAUUACAAAUACAAAAAUUUCGUAUAGUAUCCGAUAUUGAUCAAGUGAAAAAUAUUAUUGAUGAUCCAACAUUAAAAGCAAAUGAAUAUGUAAUCAAAGCACAAGUAUUGGCCGGUGGUCGUGGUAAAGGUUAUUUUAAAAAUUCCGGUUUUAAAGGUGGUGUUAAAUUGACUAAAAAUAAAACCGAAAUUGAAUCAAUUGUUAAAGCAAUGCUUGAUGAUUAUCUUAUUACUGCACAAACAACAAAAGAUGGUAUUCUUGUUAAAAAAGUAAUGAUUGCUGAAGCUAUUGAUAUUAAAAAAGAACUUUAUCUGGCAAUAUUAUUGGAUCGUGCUAGUGGUGGUCCUAUUAUUGUUGCAUCACCUGAAGGUGGUAUGGAUAUUGAAAAAGUAGCCGAAACAAAUCCAACAGCUGUUCAUAAAUUUCCAAUUUCAAUCAGUGAAAAUUCAAAAGAUUUAGAAAGACAAUUAGCAUUAAGAAUUGCUGGCGAAGGUCUUGGAUUAGAUGGUAAACUUAAAGAAGAUGCUGCAACUGAAAUAUCACAUUUAUAUCGAAUGUUUUUAAAGCUGGAUGCAUUACAAAUUGAAAUCAAUCCUUUGGGUAUUACCACACAGAAUCAGGUAAUUUGUUUUGAUGCUAAAAUGAAUUUCGAUGAAAAUGCAAUGUUUCGUCAUGAAUGGAUGAAACAAAUUAUGGAAGAAAAUUCUUCGGAAGAAGAUCCACGUGAUCGAUUAGCUCGUGAAUCAAAUCUGAAUUUUGUACCAAUGGAUGGUAAUAUUGCUUGUUUGGUUAAUGGAGCCGGUUUAGCAAUGGCUACAAUGGAUAUUAUACAUCGUUAUGGUGGUAGUCCGGCUAAUUUUCUUGAUGUUGGCGGUUCGGUUAAUCAGGCUGGUGUUGAAAGUGCAUUCAAAUUAAUUAUGACCGAUAAAAAAGUUAAAGCCGUUUUAGUCAAUAUAUUUGGUGGUAUUGUUAAUUGUGAAACAAUUGCUAAAGGAUUAAUUGCAGCUAAAAAUCAAGUAACAGUACCAUUAGUUGUACGAUUAGAAGGUACAAAUGCUGAACAGGCUAUUAAUCUAAUUAAUACCGUACCGGAUAUUAUAUCGGCUAAAAAUUUAGAUGAUGCUGCACAAAAAGUUGUUGGAUUUACUAAAACAACAUGAAAAACAAUUCAUCAUUAUUAACCCUUAAAUAAGUUAAGUUUUUCCUUUCUUUUUUUUGAAAAAAAACCGACCAAAAUUGUGUAAAUUGAUUUCCUGAUUAACUGGAAAAUUGAUUAUUGAUUUUUAUUAUUUUUGUUCAAUGCCAUCCAUUGUUUUUCUUUCUUUUUUUUA